Molecule: messenger RNA, 1136 nt
Organism: Vitis vinifera (wine grape)
Lineage: Eukaryota; Viridiplantae; Streptophyta; Magnoliopsida; Vitales; Vitaceae
Exons: 3
Coding region: 271-930 (219 amino acids)
Source: RefSeq, a predicted model, not a curated record
ACUAGACAGUGGUUCCCGUGACUUUAACCUGCAUAAAGAUAAAAAUCAUGGCCUUGUAUCAUCAGCCUCGCCACCACUGACCACCCCCACCUCUGAGCUCAGACCUUGACCCCUGCCAUCCAUCACUCUUUUUGUCUUUCUCUCCCCCUCUCUCUCUCUCUCUUCCCUCUUCUUUCUUUCGUCCUCUCUUUAAUAGUUCAUAACUUCCAUUUACUGAUUUCAACCAGAGGGCCACAACCUACUCCUUUCCGAGCAUUGGGAGUGAAGAAGAUGCCAAGUUCAGGUUCAUUUUUGAGGCAACUGAGUGGGAAAGAGGCUUGGAAAUCAUCAUCAAAGAGAUGGGGUGGAAAUAAUAGCAGGCAUGGUGAUGGAGGGUGUGAGAGAAGUUUGAAACAAAUGGAAGGGCUUCACAUGUAUGGUGGUGAGAAUGGCGGGUUGGUGAUGAGGAAGAGAGUGAUGGUGGUGGUGGAUCAUACUUCAAAUUCCAAGCAUGCAAUGAUGUGGGCACUAACACAUGUCACCAACAAGGGGGAUAUCCUGACUCUCCUUCACAUCAUUCCUCCCUCCCAUAAGGGCUCUGAGAGGCCAACUGAGUCUUCUUCUUCUCCUUACCUUGCUAACUCACUCGGGUCCCUUUGCAAGGCUUGUAAACCCGAGGUGGAAGUGGAGGCAUUGGUAAUCCAAGGGCCAAGGCUGGCCACAGUGGUAAGCCAAGUGAAGAAGCUAGAGGUGUCUGUGCUAGUGCUGGGUCAGAAGAAGCCCUCUCCACUCAUCAAUUGUUUAUGUGGAGCCAGCAGCACCCAGGGGUUUGUGGAGCAGUGCAUCAACAACGCAGAGUGCUUGACCAUUGGAGUCAGGAAACAGAGCAAAGACAUGGGUGGCUACCUCAUCAGCACCAGGUGGCAGAAGAACUUCUGGCUCUUGGCAUAGUUUUAGACUCUUAGUUGUUAACUUGUUAUAAUAAUAUUCAUAAGGGCAAAAAAAAAAACUGUGGAAAAUUGUAAUAUUUGCUUCUUUUCCUCACCACCCUCCUUUCUAACCACUAAUUGAUCUCUUCCUAGUCUAUUUAAAAUAGCACUGUACUUGGUAUAAUUUCCUCUUUUAAUGCAUUUGACAUGGAUUUGUCUGCACCAAAA